This is a messenger RNA of Branchiostoma belcheri (Belcher's lancelet), 1091 nucleotides long. RefSeq names its product dnaJ homolog subfamily C member 25 homolog. The coding region runs from base 5 to 1021 and encodes 338 amino acids. NCBI's taxonomy places the organism in Eukaryota, Metazoa, Chordata, Leptocardii, Amphioxiformes, Branchiostomatidae. Gene Ontology annotation, biological process: protein folding. The record is from RefSeq and is a predicted model, not a curated record. The transcript has 3 exons. Gene Ontology annotation, cellular component: endoplasmic reticulum membrane.
CGAGAUGCCUUGCAAAUCCAAGAUGGCGCCGCCCUGUUGGAAAUUUGCGAUUUUCGGUGCAAUUUUAGUUGUUUUCUUCCCUGUUUCCAUAAUGGGGCAGAUUCAGGGGCUCUACUGUGGCGAGCAGAACUGCUACGACGUCCUAGGACUGACCCGAGAAGCCACGACGCGGGAAAUCGGCAAGGCGUACCGCCAACUUGCCCUGAAGUACCACCCGGAUCGAAACAAGGCGGCCGACGCCGAAGAAAAGUUUACACUGAUCGCCACCGCGUACGAGACCCUCCGAGAUGAAGAGAGCCGGACCGACUAUGACGACAUGCUGGACCACCCGGAGAAGUACUUCCAGCACUACUACAGAUACUACAGACGCCGGGUGGCGCCGAAAGUCGACGUCAGGAUCGUGAUCGUGGUGACGCUAACAGUCAUCUCCGUCAUACAGUACCUUGGCUGGUGGCAUCGCUACAACCAAGCCAUCUCCUACCUCGUGACUGUCCCUAAGUACCGCACGCGUGCCGUGGACAUCGCUAAGGAGCAGGGUCUCAUCAACAACAAGAAAAAGGGACGACGCUCCAAGGAAGAGAUCAAGCAAGAAGAAGAAGCUGCGAUAAGGAACGUGAUUGAGAACAUGAUGGAUAUCCGCGGGGGGUACAGCAAGCCGAGCGUGUACGACGUUCUGUGGGUAAAACUUGUCCUAAGUCCGUACCACGUGCUGCAGUACGUGUGCUGGUACGCGAGCUGGGUGUGGAGAUUCUCAGUGCGCCAGCAGCCCUACGGCAGAGAGGAGAAGCUGUACCUGAUGAGGAGAAACAUCGGCUACACCGCCACACAGUGGGACGCUGUCGAGGACUCCGUCAAGGAGACGUACCUACUAAAGGGACUCUGGGACAGAAAAGUCUUCUUGCAAUGGAGAAAAGAGCAGGAAGAGGAGAUGAAAGCGAAGCUGGCAGAAGAUCCGAAGUACAAGAGAUACCGACGGUGGAUGAGGCAGGGCGGGGCCAGCAGGAUGACGUUUGAGGACUAGUCUGGGGUGUUUGGGAAAUGACAGGAUAUCCUCAGUUGUUAGGAGUCUGUUGUACCCUAUACCAGGCUUC